Messenger RNA from Conger conger (European conger), 7586 nucleotides. RefSeq names its product sodium/calcium exchanger 1-like. Bases 383 to 3202 code for a protein of 939 amino acids. Gene Ontology annotation, cellular component: sarcolemma; postsynapse; axon. NCBI's taxonomy places the organism in Eukaryota, Metazoa, Chordata, Actinopteri, Anguilliformes, Congridae. Gene Ontology annotation, molecular function: calcium:sodium antiporter activity. The transcript has 7 exons. Gene Ontology annotation, biological process: calcium ion import across plasma membrane; sodium ion transmembrane transport; cell communication. The record is from RefSeq and is a predicted model, not a curated record.
GCAGCACUCUUUCGCGAUCCUGAAACGUCGGGAAAGAAAGAAUGCGGAAGAAUUGUCAGCACACCUUUUUGCCCACAGAACUGCAGAUUUUUCCGAUAGCAUCAGUUAUCUGAUUGUUUCAUACUGGUCGCAGGAACUCGUGCGUAUAUGGGAACUUUCGUGGCUUUUUGCCCCUUUUUACUUAUCGGAGGGUAGCGCUUCCUAAUCUCGUAUAAAAACCAAAACGAAUGCGAGUGGUGGUACCACUUACGGUUGCUGGCGCUACUUCCACUACUCCUCGUACUACAACUACUACGUGACCUACUACUACUUCUGAUUCCUGCGUGUAUAAUCUGUUACUUCGGGAAAAGGAAGAGCAGGGAAAUACAUCCCUAUCGCCAUCAUGCGACAAUCAAGGAUUCCGGCGUUCUUGUCUUUUAGCCUACAGCUUGGCAUUGUGCUGGCAGUCCUGUUCCUCAAAGUUCAGACUGUCACCGCUGCCAGCUUGGACCACAGUGUGGAUAAAGAUAGCUCCCCCAUUGCAAACAUCACAAAGAAAUGCACUGGAUCUUAUCAUUGCUCGAAGGGUGUGAUCCUUCCGGCGUGGGAGCCCCAGAACCCGUCGUUCGGCGAUAAGGUGGCAAGGGCCACGGUCUAUUUUGUGGCCUUGGUUUACAUGUUCCUUGGGGUUUCCAUCAUCGCAGAUCGCUUCAUGGCCUCCAUCGAGGUCAUCACGUCGCAGGAGAAGGAGAUCACCAUCAAGAAGGCCAACGGCGAGACCACCACCACCACAGUGCGGAUAUGGAAUGAGACGGUGUCCAACCUGACCCUGAUGGCCCUCGGGUCCUCGGCGCCAGAGAUCCUGCUGUCAGUCAUCGAGGUCUGCGGCCACGACUUCCACGCCGGAGAACUGGGGCCGAGCACCAUCGUGGGCAGCGCGGCCUUCAACAUGUUCGUCAUCAUCGGCAUCUGCGUCUACGUGGUGCCGGAUGGGGAGCACCGCAAGGUCAAGCAUCUCAGGGUGUUCUUCGUCACCGCCACUUGGAGCAUAUUCGCCUACAUCUGGCUUUACUUGAUCUUGGCAGUCAUCUCCCCCGGGGUGGUCCAGGUGUGGGAGGGCCUGCUCACUCUGUUCUUCUUCCCCAUCUGCGUGCUGUUCGCCUGGGUGGCCGACCGCCGCCUUCUCUUCUACAAGUAUGUGUACAAGCGCUACAGGACCGGCAAGCAGCGCGGGAUGAUCAUCGAAACCGAGGGCGACCGCCCGCUCCCGUCCAAGGUGGACAUCGAGAUGGAUGGCAAGAUGCUCAACUCCCACGCCGUGGACUUCCUGGAUGGAACCUUGACCCUGGACCUGGACGACAAGGACCUGGACGAAGAGGAAACCAGGAGGGACAUGGCGAAGAUCCUGAAGGAGCUGAAGCAGAAGCACCCGGAUAAAGAGGUUGAGCAGUUGAUCGAGCUGGCGAAUUACCAGGUCCUGAGCCAGCAGCAGAAGAGCAGAGCGUUCUACCGCUGCCAGGCAACCAGACUGAUGACAGGGGCAGGGAACAUCCUGAAGAAGCACGCGGCCGACCAGGCCAGGAAGGCCGUCAGCAUGCACGAGGUGCGUCCCGACAUCGCCGAGAACGACCCGGUCACCAAGGUGUUCUUCGACCCCGGCUCGUACCAGUGCCUGGAGAACUGCGGCACGGUGGCGGUGAACGUGAUGCGACGCGGCGGCGACCUCACCCACACGGUCUCCGUGGAGUUCCGCACCGAGGACGGCACGGCCAACGCCGGCUCCGACUACGAGUUCACCGAGGGGACGGUGGUCUUCAAGCCCGGCGAGACGCAGAAGGAGAUCCGGGUGGGCAUCAUCGACGACGACAUCUUCGAGGAGGACGAGAACUUCCUCAUCCACCUCAGCAACGUGAAGGUGCUCACCGAGGGCGCGGACGAGGACAACCCGGAGGCCAAUCACGUGGAGACCCUGGCCUGCUUGGGCCUGCCCUCCACCGCCACCGUCACCAUCUUCGACGACGACCACGCCGGCAUCUUUACCUUCGAGGAGCCGGUGACACACGUCAGCGAGAGCGUUGGCGCUAUGGAAGUCAAGGUCCUGCGUACGUCUGGGGCUCGUGGCGUGGUUGUUGUCCCCUACAAGACCAUCGAAGGCACGGCGAGAGGAGGGGGAGAGGACUUUGAAGAUUCCCACGGAGUGCUGGAGUUCCAGAACGACGAGAUAUUCAAAACUAUAAAGGUCAAAGUAAUUGAUGACGAGGAGUAUGAGAAAAACAAGACGUUCUACCUCGAGAUCGGAGAGCCGCGCCUGGUGGACAUGAGUGAGAGUAAAGAGGACGUGGAGGGUGAGGAAGAGGAGCCCCUGACAGGGAAGGAUGAGGAAGAGCGGCGGAUCGCGGAGAUGGGCCGACCAAUGCUGGGAGACCACGUCAAGCUGGAAGUGAUCAUCGAGGAGUCCUACGAGUUCAAGAACACAGUGGAUAAACUGAUUAAGAAGACCAACCUGGCCCUGUUGGUGGGGACGAACAGCUGGAGGGACCAGUUCAUCGAGGCCAUCACAGUCAGCGCCGGUGAGGACGACGAAGACGAGGAGUGCGGGGAGGAGAAGCUGCCCUCCUGCUUCGACUACGUCAUGCACUUCCUGACGGUGUUCUGGAAGGUUCUGUUCGCCUUCGUGCCGCCCACCGAGUACUGGAACGGCUGGGCCUGCUUCGUGGUGUCCAUCUGCAUGAUUGGGCUGCUCACCGCCUUCAUCGGCGACCUGGCCUCCCAUUUCGGCUGCACCAUCGGCCUGAAGGACUCAGUCACCGCCGUGGUGUUCGUGGCCCUCGGCACCUCCGUACCAGACACGUUUGCCAGCAAGGUGGCGGCCAUCCAGGACCAGUACGCAGAUGCCUCCAUCGGCAAUGUGACGGGCAGCAACGCCGUCAACGUGUUCCUGGGCAUCGGCGUGGCCUGGUCCAUCGCCGCCAUCUACCACCAAGCCCACAACCGCCCAUUCAGGGUCUCCCCCGGCAACCUGGCCUUCUCCGUCACCCUCUUCACCAUCUUCGCCUUCAUCUGCGUGGGGGUGCUGAUGUACCGGCGGAGGCCCGAGAUCGGAGGGGAGCUGGGGGGCCCGCGGACUUCCAAGGCCAUCACCACCAUGCUCUUCUUCAGCCUAUGGCUGCUGUACAUUCUCUUCACGUCCCUGGAGGCCUACUGCCACGUCAAGGGCUUCUGAGCGAACUUCUGAGCCCCCGCAGAGCCGGGAGAGGACGGAGUGAAAUAACCAAUAACCCAGUCGAGAAGAAAACGGAAGUAGCAGCAGCAUAGCUUUUUUUAACCGUCGUGUUUCUGCCCCCGAUACACAUGCACACACAUGCGCACACACACAUUCUCCCACAUACGCACACGAAAAUGCGCACACACACCACACACACCACACACACACGUCCGCACACAAGCAAAUGUGCAUACUCACACACAAACACACACACAUGCAUGCACGCACACACAUUCUCCAACUAACCUAGGAGAUUCAUGCACUGAAGAGAAUAAACGUCCUAACUAUGAACACAAAUGAAAGAGUAUCGUAUCUAUUGUAGAUUAGGUAAAAUACCCGCAACAGUGGAUCAAAUGACACAGAAAUAGACAUUUCUUUAAAGGUUUAGUCAGUGCCAUGUCUUUCAAAAGGUGGGUUUGGCAAAUAGGUGAGUCAGUGCCAUUUCUGUAAAAAGGAGGGUGUUGAUUCUCUAGAGCUAUAAUUCCAUGGAAACUGUGAAGUUUCUUAAAAGUUCAUACAGUAUUUGUAGAACGAAAAAAUGUGUUCGAAUGGUAGCUUGAGUCCCUGCCCAAUUUAAUGUAUGCAUACUAUAGAAUUCAAGAUUUAUUUGAAUACAGAAGAGGACGGUAAGCAUUACUUACAGUAUAUAUAGAUUUGUCACUUUAAGGUUACGUUUUUGUCUGAUGCUUUUGCUUUGUGCAUUAAAUGGACUAAACUUAAUCAGGGUCAAUGGUUGCUGCUAAGUACCCUUACAUUUACCAUCACAGUUCAUUUUAACGGUUAACCCAUAUUAUACCACAGACAUUAACCCCAUUAGCCACAUAUCCUUUACUACGUUUUUACCAGUUUGCUUUUAAUCCUGUCUUUUUAAGUCGAAUAUGAGGAUUCUGCAUCAAUAACCAUAUCUGACCAGAUCUUCCAUUCUUAUAUAAUGUUCGGCUCUCCCCGGAAGUGAAAUCGUUUGGUUCUGGUUCACUAUCAGAUGUAAAAAAUGACCGUGCCAAGGAAAUAACAUAAUUACUGAUUUUAAUUCAUUUUAUUUCAACUCAUUACAUUACUCACCUCAUAGACCUAAAUGAUGCCAUUACUCCAUAAUGGGUCUGAGGAAUUGAGUGUUCUGGCAGAUUCCAUUCUGCUUGUUGGCCACCAUUUUAGUGUUCUGCAUUAUGAGUGGGACCCUUUUUUUUCAUUGAGAAUUCACUACUUCCACUGUUCAUCUUAAAUGAAUGUCUUAGACCAGCAUUGCUGUAGAAAUAUAGAAUAUGCCAUGCUCUGUACUCAUUUUGUUGUAUGUAAUAUGGAAACACAAAAUCUGCUGCAAUUUCCCUUAGUCAUUCUACUGGUUGCCUGUCCAAUAUCCAAUUGCCCAUCAUAUUAAAAAGCCAUGAAAGCCCAAUGCCAUGACGUAAUACCUACUGUUACUAUUAUUCUGGCAACACUUAUUUUCUCAAUUUGUUCUUUUUCAUGAAAAUCAAGUCAUAAUUGGGUUUGAUGAUAUCAAUUUAAUUUCAAUUUCACUAGUUUCAACUUGACAUGUCCAGUCUGGAUAUCAGCAGAGGUGGAAACUCAAGGUUCAGAAAGUAAAUGUCCUCCCUGGGAUUUUAUUCCAAUCGCCUGGAUUUGCUCAUUAGCACAAUUCUUCAGCCAGGAGGUAGAACUAAUCAGUUAAAUCAGAUGGCUGAGUUCAUGGGUGGAAGAAACACAUGGCAGGACUUUUACUUUCUGACCCCUGAAAUAUUCAGGAUCAUUGAUUAUCCUGUUUAUCUUAGGAAUUAAAACAUUGGCUAAAUAUUUUCUGUUAUUAAGGGAAAUUACACUCUUUUUCUUCAAUUCAAACUGCCAUUUAUGACAUAAAGGGUUUGUAAUUUAGUGUUCUGUUCAAUUACUGUAAGUAUUGCAAAAAAGAAAGGAAAAUCCAGGAUUUGGGAAGGACAAGCACUGAAGUUUAUUUGAAUUUCAAGAAGGCGAUUUCUUACAGAUUUUGUUUUUAUUAACCGUGUCUGCUAACAGCCUGGUUUUGGAGUGUAGUCUCUUGUAAGAUUUACUUUUCUUGUCUAGAAACUAGAAUUUGCAAUCUCUGAAGAUUAGGAUAGCAGAAUAUUUGAAGGCUUGGAUUUUCCAACGUAUUGCAGUUUUCUCCUCAUUUUGCCAAAGGGAAAUAUUUCUAGUAUUUCUAAUAUUUCUGAAAAUGCUCGUAAUACCCAAUCACAACAGUCGGUUUUUCUAUCUGAAACGUAAAUUUGUUAAUGGCGCCAAAAAUGGUUGAGCUUCUAUCUGUGGUACAAAAGUGUGUUUUACUUGUGUAGAAACUUUCGUAAGAGGAUUUGUAUGAAAUCUAGAAACUUCUGCAUUUGAAAUUUUGAAGAUUUAACAGCCGUCCUAAAGGAUUUUAAAGUUAAUGACGGGGUUUGGGGGUCCUCAUUAACUUGAUUAUGAAGUGUGUAAAAUGUCAAUGGGCUGUCUCGUGUCGUCGGCAAAAUGUUUGUUUCAUUUGUUUCUUCUCUCUCAAGGCAGGUCAGUGUCACUCUUGAUUUGGACACACCUUCCCUGGAGCUAUGUACAUUUGAGUCAAAUUUAAAAGAAAAAUGGUUGAUAUUAUUUUUGUCCCAAAAAUGAAGGAAACCAGGCGGCAUGCCCUUUUGAACUGCUUGAACAAGAAACAUGACUGGCGACGUCGACAUCGCCGAUCCAAUGAAGGACGUAAACGUGUUCCUGACCUUUUUCUGACUGUUAACGAAUUUUUCAUUGAUAGAAAGGACAAAAAAAAAAAAUAAAAAAAAAAAAAAUAAACAAGAACUGGACCUCUCUACCCUUCUACCCGGUUAUCUACCAGACAAAAAAAAAGAGAAGAAAAUCUAUGAAGUACAGCCAUAACAUUGUCCUGUCGCAGCGACGGUAUUUAACGGACUCGUUCUGCUCAGCCUCACGUUGCGUGACUGCGUUCCUGCACACUGUCGCUGCGGCAACCCCUUUCUACCCCCCCCCCCCCCCCCCCACCUCAUCCGCCAUAUCCAUAUUUGGGAAUGUUAAUGUGGUACUUGUUAACACUGUGCAUGGAUGAAACGUCUGUAAAUACUAAGUGGUAUCCCAUUCGUAAAUGUUGAGGGAGGUUUGAAUGCUGUAUAGAUUUUGGAUGUAGGUUUUUUGUUUCUUAUUUAAAUGAGGCUAUAUGUUCUUUGGUAACUUGGCACAUUUCGGUGAAAAGGCAGUAUUUGGCUUUUGUGUAUAGGAGGGUGGGACAUAAAGAAAUUCUGUAUUUAAGGGUGGGGUGGGGGGAGGGGCCUGCAUGGAUCUUUGUACAAACAGACAAUGCUUGCUUGAGGACUUGGUUGUAUUAUUUGACAGUUAUAGAGAACUAUGUACAUCAAAGGAUAUUUUGUCAUUUAAGAGUUCAUAUGUAUAUACUGUACAGUAUUGUCAAAGGCCAUACGCUUCAGCAUUGCAUAGAGAAUUCAACAUAUUUAUUAUUAUCAAACCCUUGGUAAACACAAGAUUGACAAAUAUUGCCUUUUUGGUGCAGCAGUUGCUUAAAGCUUGUUUAGUUCUGUUCCUUCGUGCUGAGCAGUGUACGUUUCUAAUAUUAACAUUUUUUAUUAUCUGAUUUCUUUUUUUCCAAUUGGGGGCCGGUGGUCUUUCAUAUAUAAAUGCAUCGCUUGGAGGCAUUAGGUAGAUUAAAGCUUAAUUACCUGUCCAUGCAGUGAUAGACAUCAAUAAUGUGUCCCUUGAUAUACAGUACUUGAGAUUCUGGCUGCAGGUAGUGAGAUUAUUACAUCUCAGGGGCAAAUGAAGAAAUCUGACAAGACUGUAAACAAUCGGCGGGUUUGUAAACAGAAUAAGAUGAGCAGGUGUACCGGGUCUCCACAGUUGUGACGCUAUAACACUACCUGCUCUAGAGGUGACAGCUGACACACCAAGCCCUGCUGUCGCUCUGCUUAUGAACAGAGCGACUGCUCUUCUGCCUCUGUUCUCCAGUAGCGGAAAUCUCUCUGUUUGAAUGCUUGAAACUUUAUCAGGGACCUGUCAUACACAGUUUGUCGGUUGAUAUCAGCAUUACACUCCACUGCUCACAUGGACGUUAUUCGAGGUUAAGGUAUGUCUUAAUUUACAGGGUUUCACUGGGGAUGUGCUUUAGUUUUUUUUGUUUGUUUGUUUUUCAAUAGUUGAAGAUACUGUAAUAAGUUUUCUUGAUUUUUUUUUUUUGUUAUUGAUGUUUUGUUUAUUUGUUUUUUGUUUAGUUUUUCUCUUUGCACACAAAAAUAGGAAGGAAGUACACUAACUGUGAUUGCUAUACAUGGUACACUUCUUGACACAAAAAAUAAAGUUUGGGAUAUCCUGUUUGAAA